Molecule: messenger RNA, 876 nt
Organism: Procambarus clarkii (red swamp crayfish)
Lineage: Eukaryota; Metazoa; Arthropoda; Malacostraca; Decapoda; Cambaridae
Source: RefSeq, a predicted model, not a curated record
AUGAUUACAAGAUAUAAAAUACGUAAUACGUCUACAACUGUACCCUGUCCUUCUACAUCUUCUUUAACUGUGCCCUCUUCUACUGUGCCCACUUCUACUGUGCCUCAUACAACUGUGCCCACUUCUACUGUGCCUCAUACAACUGUGCCCUCUUCUACUGUGCCUCAUACAACUGUGCGCACUUCUACUGUACCUCAUACAUCUGUGCCCACUUCUACUGUGCCUCAUACAACUGUGCCCACUUCUACUGCGACUCUUACAACUGUGCCCACUUCUACUGUGCCUCAUACAACUGUGCCCUCUUCUACUGUGCCUCAUACAACUGUGCUCUCUUCUGUGCCUCAUACAACUGUGCCCACUUCUACUGUGCCUCAUACAACUGUGCCCACUUCUACUGUGCCUCAUACAACUGUGCCCACUUCUACUGUGCCUCAUACAACUGUGCCCUCUUCUACUGUGCCUCAUACAUCUGUGCCCUCUUCUACUGUGCCUCAUACAACUGUGCGCACUUCUACUGUGCCUCAUACAACUGUGCCCACUUCUACUGUGCCCUCUUCUACUGUGCCUCAUACAACUGUGCCCACUUCUACUGUGCCUCAUACAACUGUGCCCACUUCUACUGCGACUCAUACAACUGUGCCCACUUCUACUGUGCCUCAUACAACUGUGCCCUCUUCUACUGUGCCUCAUGCAAUUGUGCCCUCUUCUGUGCCUCAUACAACUGUGCUCUCUUCUGUGCCUCAUACAACUGUGCCCACUUCUACUGUGCCUCAUACAACUAUGCCCUGGAGUCAGAGAUCCAAUAAUGAUCCUAUUGAAAAUGGUUUUACAAUUCGAAGAAGCCCUCUCCCAGUCAAUUUGGAGAGAACUUUCUGA